AUGGCUCCAGCAGAUGGUUACUGGGGAGGAAGCCCCAUGACGAUUGGUGUUACCGCAUGGACCCGUUCGCCGAUGAACUUGAUGGACUGGAGGGCUCCUGUAGUAGUACAGUAUUCCGUGGUUGGGCCACAAAUCUGGCAUCAGCGUACGCUAACUGCAGCCGCUUUGGGGCUGCAAGACUCCGCGACUCGUCGCGCUGCGAUUCCGAGAGCAUUGGCAAGCGGGUGGCCCGGGAUAGGAAGAAGAUCGUCUGUUUGGGGUGCAGCCCUUGAUGUCGGGUUCGGUUCCAGGAGUGGCUCGGGCUCGGGCUCGGGAGGUGCAGGGUCUCACGAUGCGCGCAGUGCACCCUUUCUUUUCUUUCCGUGGGUUGGUGCCGUGACCAUCACAGCCCGAUGCAGCAAUAUCAUUUCGAUUUGGUAG
Messenger RNA from Purpureocillium lilacinum, 420 nucleotides. Lineage: Eukaryota; Fungi; Ascomycota; Sordariomycetes; Hypocreales; Ophiocordycipitaceae. The record is from RefSeq and is a predicted model, not a curated record.